Molecule: messenger RNA, 4726 nt
Organism: Marmota monax (woodchuck)
Lineage: Eukaryota; Metazoa; Chordata; Mammalia; Rodentia; Sciuridae
Gene: Map7d3
Product: MAP7 domain containing 3
Exons: 17
Coding region: 163-2961 (932 amino acids)
Biological process (GO): microtubule cytoskeleton organization
Cellular component (GO): microtubule cytoskeleton
Source: RefSeq, a predicted model, not a curated record
GCCGCGCUGCCUAGAUUGAGGGUUCCACGGUGGCGCGGUGGCUCUCCGGGCCCCGCCCCGCCCCGCCCCCCGGGGUCCAGGCCGCGUUCCCCUCGGAGGCUACGGCAGCGCCUGCGCAUUGCGGUUCCAGAGUCACCAGUGGGUCCCAUCUCGCCUCCGAAGAUGGCGGACCACACUGUCGCCGGCCCCAGCGGCAGCACAUCCUUGCGGGGACUUCGAGAACGUAUGGUUGCUGCCGCUCAAGCAGUUGCAAAAGAAAGGCGAGAUCAAAGUGGAGUUAGCUCUUUUUCAAGUCAGUCUCCAACUGUAAGAUCAGCAUUUAAGCCAGUAAUAGAUGGGUCUGUUCUAAAAAAUGACUUAAAACAAAAAUUAGCAAAGGAGCGCAGAGAAGAAAGAAAAAGACAACAAGAAGCCAGUAAAGAAAUACAACUACUUGAAAAAGAAAGAAAGGCCAAGCUCCAGUAUGAAAAACAUCUGGAAGAAAAGCAACGAAAACUAAGAGAACAAAAAGAAAAAGAUGAGCGGCGAAGAAUAUCUGCAGAAGAAAAAAGAAAACAAAAAUUCGAGGAAGAAAGGGAAAAAUACAGAGCUGUUCUUUCUCGAACUUUGGAACGGACUAACCGUGUUGAUCAACGGCAAAAGAGAUGGUCGUGGGAAGGCUCCGCCAUGGCAAAUUCUGAAAACAAACCUGGAAAAACAGAAAAUAAGAGAAGCUCAUCUUUGAAUAGAAGAGAAAACAAAGUACAUUCAUCUACUGACAUAGAACACAUGGAGGACAAGCCAGCUCGUCGAUUUUAUAGCAAUCCCUCAGAGAAUAAUUUAAUCAGUCGCCUGCUUAUCCCAACAAGAGCAUCAGUAGCCAGAAGCAAGACUGCUGCUUCAUUAUCCAUCCCAGGAAAAGAUACUCCAGUUAUAGGUGUCACCAAUCACUUCCUCCAGUAUGUACAUAUGCCCUUGCGUAGCCACAGUAGUGACGAAUUGAAGAGUUCCAUCAUGUUCAGUAAGCCAAUAGUGAAGACGCCUCUUCAGACAAAAUUAGAAAUGGCUCCCCUGGAGAAAGUAGUAACACCCUUCAAGGUAAAUGUGGAAGCUACUCCCAAGGCGAAAAUGGAAGUGCCCUCUGAGGUGAGAAUGGAUGCCUUGUUGAACAUGGAAGCCUCCCCCAUGGAGAACAUGGAAUUGUCCCCUGUGGCGAGCACAGAAACAUCCCCCUUGGUUAGUGUGGAAGUGUCCCCUGUGGUGAGCAUGGAUGCCUCCUCUGAGGUGAGCCUAGAUACAUCCCCUGAGGGGAGCAUGGACUCAUCCCCUAAGGUGAACAUGAAAGCUCCCUGUAAGGCAAACAUGGAAGUAUCCCAGAGUGUGGAAACACUUCCUGAGGCAAAUGUGGAGGUGCCUCUUGAAGGGGAAGUGGAAGCAUCACCCAAGGAGAGCUUGGAAUCAUCCCCUAAGAUGGUGGCAGAAGUGUCCUACAAGGCAUCCCCCAAGCCUGUUCAGAAACCAGAAAUGGACAGACAGACCUCCAACCCUGUUAUCAAGAAGCAUCCAUCCUCAAACAUACUAUCUAAUAUGCAGUCACCAUCUCCUGCCAGCGGGUGUCAUCCACCCUCUCCCGUAAAUACUAUCAGGCACAUUCAAAAGAACCGCCCACCAUCACCUUCACCAGUCUUGUCAAAACAAUCAGUACAUGCUCCUCUGCCCUGUAAAAUCAUACCUGUUCAACGUACCCUAUUUGUGCCAGAUGGUAUUGUCAAAAAGAAAAGAGAAACGGUUUCUAAAUCCCCAAACAAAUGUGAGCCUGUGAGCCAAAAACAGAUGAUCUCUGAGGAGUCUGGUAAUAAAAUUGCACCAGGAACCAUGAGUGCUGAGGAAGCCACGAAAAUUUUGGCAGAGAAACGCCGUCUUGCUCGUGAACAAAAAGACAAAAAAGAAGAAGAGAGACUCCAGAAAGAAAUGGAACCAAGGAAAGUGGCAGAUGUGAUAGAGAAGGUGGACAAAGGCCAAGCAGAAGAGCUCUCAAAAUGUGAAGAUGGGCAAGAACAAGAAAACGAGAUUAAAAAGAACAAAGGAUGUCAGCAUCAAGACCAGGAAGUACUACUACAGAAAGGGGAUGCCAAAAUAAAAGCUCAGGAAGAAGCUGAUAAACGCAAGAAGGAGCAGGAGAGAAUUAUGUUACAAAAUUUACAAGAAAGAUUAGAGAGAAAAAAGAGAAUUGAGGAAAUAAUGAAGCGGACAAGAAAGACAGAUGUGAACAUCACAAAGGCCUCAGAAAUAUCUGGCAGUAAUACAUCUGAAGAGGAUGAAGCUGAUGAUGAGGAUGAGACAGAAAGUGAUGAGGACUCCCUUGAUACAAUGUUCUCAUCAGCCAAUGGAAAUGGCAGAGAGUCACCUAACAAGCCCAAAAUGCCUUAUAAAAAUGCCAAGAAAAUGUCUCAGAAACUGAUGUUUUUACAAGCCACAACUGGUGAGACCAAUAAAGAAAAGAAAUCAUAUUUUAAUGGUGAUCUGAAACCUUUCAGGCAAAAUACCCUGAAAGAGUCUUUGACUCAAGCAAAAGGCUUAAAGUCAUCUACCAAAAGAUCAUCUACACGCACAGCAAAAACUGGAAAAGCAAAGGAACUCAGCACCACCACCCAAUCCAUCCCGAAUGUCAGCACACCUCAGGAGCAGACUUACGGCAAAAUUGACAGUAGUAGUCACAACACUGAAUCACCAGACACAAACGUCACCCCUGAUAGCCACAAACAAAAUUUGAAGGAUUCUGUGACAUCCCACCCAAAUCCUCAGAUGCCUACAGACCAUAAGAAAAAAAGCCAAUCUGUGCCUACUAUUUCCAGUAAGGCCUCAUCCCAUCUCUGCUUUGCUCCAAAGGAAGUUGACCUUGAACCCUCUCCUACUUCUAGCAGUAGGGCAUUCUUUGGAGGAGAGGAAGAAGAUGGUGUUGAGUCUGCAGGAAUACUUUAGAAGUCUUCUAUUAAGUUAGUUUUGAGAGAGUAGAUGGCUUGCUUCUAAUUUUUAUGUCCUGCAUUUCCUGUCAGAUACAAAAAACUAAGUUCUUUUCAAGAUCCAGAUUCCUCAGAGCUCUUGAUCCACCAGCAACUUGACAAGAACAUAAUUUUCCUUUAGGUCAGAGGUCCAGGAAGGUCUUUGGAAUUAGUCCCUCAUCCUCUGUUUCCAAAACCAAGAGACCCCAAAAGACCAUUGUUUCUCUUGAGAAGCUCUAAAUCAAGUGAGGCAGUGUGGGCUCCUUUGGGGAUCUAGGAAGAGGGGAACAUUUUAAGGGCCCCAGUGUGUCAGUCUAUGGGGUCCUAGGCCCACCCCAAAAGGAGGCCAGGGACAAAUUGCCAUGAGACCACCAGCAUCUUCUCUACUGGUCUUUCUUUCCUUUUCCCUCUGCUUAGAUACAUAAACCUCGUACAGCCUAGAAGAUUGAUCUGUCCUCCACUCUGGAUAACUCCCAGGCCUAUGCCUCAGAAUUCACCUGCUUCAUACUUGAACCUGGCAAAGGAAAUGACCAUUAAAACAAAAAAGAAAGGAUACAUCCGAAGGUCACCCUGACAUCUGUCUUGGAAGGUGUUCAUAUCAUUUUUUUCUCUUGUGAGAGUUCUGAGUUAAAAAGAAAUGCUUUGGUUUCCCUUAAAAAAAUCAUAAUUGUCUUUUGUGUGUAUCUCCAUGUGUGUUGGAGUGUGUAUAUCCAGGGUGCUUUCAUUAGGUGAUAACUAUUGAGUUUCUAAAAGAACUCUAUUAAAGGAACGAUGUUCUUUCAGCAUGUAUUAGAAGUCUUAAUGAUUCUUGUUUGACAAUGACAUCAAUUUAACUACUAGAAAAUUUGAUUUUGUGUAGAACUUGAUAGAAGAUGUGAGGCACUCAGGAUUGCUGGCAAAAGCUAUCAGAUUGUCUCUAAUAUACAAGUGCCAAAGGCUGCAUGAUAUAGUAAAAUUUGAGCAUAAUAUAUGCAUAUUUCAGUUCUUCUAUUGUCAGUGCCCGGCAUUGAUACCCACAAAUGCUAGCAGUCUUGGAAAGCAUAAACUUGGAGCAUUCAGCAUCUCUCACACUCCUGUCAGUGUUUCCUUUGAAGUACGUAUUGGGGCUUAUCUACCAAAAGAUGGGUUAUAUUUGUUGUGUCCAUAAAGCAGUACUUGGCCAUUGUCUCGGGGUAUGUUUAAUUCCUCUAAAUGUUGAAUAUUUAUCAUCUUUUUCUGUUUGUAUUCCCUAGUUCUGUCCAUCAGUAUAGGCUUGGGAUAUGUAACCAAAAUAUACUUGCCUUUCUCUAGGCACUGGCUGCAGGUGAGGACAGCAGCAGUGUUAUUCUUCAGUUCUCGUGAUAGGCACACAGAUGUACGUACACAUACAGGCUAUAUGAUUCCAUAAAACUUGAAUGCAGAUUCCUUGUCCUCAUGGUAAUGAGCUUUUAGUGUUGAAUCACAAAUAGUUUGAAGCAGGCCUGUGUUCCUUUUGGCCACCGGUCUUGAAUUAGUCAAUGAAGGUAAUGAUUCUUUCUGAUUGCCUGGUUCAUUGCUACACAGAGUACUGUACCUUUGUUAUAGAUUAGGCAGGAUGCCUUAGGUUUAAAACUAUUUUUAUACACUAGCUUUUUUUGUAUAAAAGGCAGAGACAAUCAUCUUAAAAUAUGAAAUGCUAUUUUUCUGCACAAAUGUCACACGCUGAAACAUUGUUACCGUUCCCUGUAACUCUGAUCUGUAUGAAAUAAACUUCACAGAUAAAGCAA